AAAAUAUUGAAUCCAUUUUAGAAUAAGGUUGUAACGUAACAAAAUGUGGAAGAAGUCAAGGGAUCUGAAUACUUUCCGAAUGCACUGUACAUAUCAAUAUGGUUUGUUAUUAAGGCUUGCGGUGAUCGUAAUUGUAUAGUCAUUUUUGACCUAUUACAACUAAAUAAUGGUAGAGGACAACAGAAUGUUCAGCUUUUUCAAAGACUGUUAAAUGAAUGAUGGUUGAUGAUUGCAUAGCCUCAAAUAGCUGAUAGAGUGUGACCCAUUACGGCUUCAUCCACUUUUUGUGAUGAUUCGUCAUUCGCUUUCCGGCGACAAAGGGUUGCUAGAGAUCAUUUGCAAGAACUGUGGUGGCACUGCAUUUAAUCUUAUCUUCAUCGCCUCAUGUUUAGUCCCCUGACUCUCAAAAAGGAAGUGACAAGGAAGUAGAAUAUAAAGAUGAUAGAUAUUGUUGUGGUUGGCAGGCUAUGGGGGUGUAUGGAAAUUGGACAUCGUAAUGUAAUUCUCUUCUAGGAAAUAUUAAUAUAACUCUGGAAGUUCCAUCAUACAUCUUGAGAGUAUUUAUAUGAGGAGAUGCAACCCUUAUGGACUCAGACUACAGAGGAACUAAAACAAAGACAGGUCAAACGCCAGACUUUCGACAUCUCAAAUCAUCAUGAAGACUACCUGCUUGGCUCUUGGGUUAUUGCUGCUGACAGUAUCCCAGUCCUAUGCUAUCCCUCUUGGACUGGAGUCAUCACCUGACAGCUGCUGUUUCAGCUUCUCCAAAAUUAGAGUGCCCCCCAAGAAGAUCGACUCCAUCCAGAGAACUCACAGUGGAUGCCCCCGACCAGCAUUUGUGGUCAGAAAUGUUGAGGGCAGAGUGAUUUGCUUCCAGUCAAGUGUGCCGUGGGUACAGAAAGCCUUCAACCGGGCCAAGCAGCCAGCAGCUGUGGCCACAAGUAGCGGCAUUGAGGGCUCCAGUCAUCCUUGAUAACCUCCUCAUCAUGACUCAAGCCUCACAAGACUAUAUCGUCAUCAACAUGCAAGCAAUGCAUUCUAAGUGACAUGUUUAUCUCUUAGAAUGCAGCAAUGACUAUUUUGCGACAUGGAAUUGGGGAAGGAGUGUACACACCUUUUUGUUUAUGUGAAAAUCCACUGCUUAAAUAAAAUGAACAUUUGACUUAAACAUAAGUCUCAUCUUUAAUAUAAUAAUGUACAGUUAGAUAGAGAACAGAUGAUAAAAUGAAGAACCAAAUAAAGCUGAAAACAGUGUA
Oncorhynchus gorbuscha (pink salmon) is the source of this 1256-nucleotide messenger RNA. RefSeq names its product C-C motif chemokine 4-like. NCBI's taxonomy places the organism in Eukaryota, Metazoa, Chordata, Actinopteri, Salmoniformes, Salmonidae. Gene Ontology annotation, cellular component: extracellular region. Gene Ontology annotation, biological process: cellular response to tumor necrosis factor; inflammatory response; lymphocyte chemotaxis. Bases 656 to 973 code for a protein of 105 amino acids. The transcript is spliced from 3 exons. The record is from RefSeq and is a predicted model, not a curated record. Gene Ontology annotation, molecular function: CCR chemokine receptor binding; chemokine activity.